Molecule: messenger RNA, 2338 nt
Organism: Marmota monax (woodchuck)
Lineage: Eukaryota; Metazoa; Chordata; Mammalia; Rodentia; Sciuridae
Gene: Rab39a
Product: RAB39A, member RAS oncogene family
Exons: 2
Coding region: 143-796 (217 amino acids)
Biological process (GO): Rab protein signal transduction
Cellular component (GO): Golgi membrane
Molecular function (GO): GTPase activity; GTP binding
Source: RefSeq, a predicted model, not a curated record
ACCAGGCGGCGGCCACAGCCGCAGGAAUAUGCUGGAAGCCGGCAGGCUGGCGCCCGGGAGGUGCUGAAGGGACAGUUCCCGCGCCGAACUUGCCCGGCCGAGCGCGGGUGGGGCGGCCCGGAGCCGGUGGGGCACGUGAGCCAUGGAGACCAUCUGGAUUUACCAGUUCCGCCUCAUCGUGAUCGGGGACUCCACCGUGGGCAAGUCGUGCCUCUUGCACCGCUUCACCCAGGGCCGCUUCCCCGGGCUGCGCUCCCCUGCCUGCGACCCCACGGUCGGCGUGGACUUCUUCUCCCGCCUGCUGGAGAUCGAGCCGGGCAAAAGGAUAAAGCUGCAGCUCUGGGACACGGCGGGACAGGAGCGGUUCAGAUCAAUAACUCGAUCCUAUUACCGCAACUCAGUUGGUGGAUUUUUAGUAUUUGACAUUACUAACCGACGAUCUUUUGAACAUGUAAAAGAUUGGCUAGAAGAAGCAAAAAUGCACGUACAGCCAUUUCAGAUUGUAUUUCUACUGGUGGGACAUAAGUGUGAUUUAGCUUCACAACGUCAAGUGACAAGGGAAGAAGCUGAAAAACUGUCAGCAGACUGUGGAAUGAAGUAUAUAGAAACCUCAGCAAAAGAUGCUACAAAUGUAGAGGAAUCCUUCACAAUCUUGACAAGAGACAUAUAUGAACUUAUUAAAAAGGGAGAAAUUUGUAUUCAGGAUGGCUGGGAAGGAGUCAAAAGUGGUUUUGUUCCAAAUACUGUGCAUUCUUCCGAGGAAGCAGUAAAGCCCAGGAAGGAGUGCUUUUGCUGACUUCAAACAUGCCAAAGAACAAGAACAGUUUGGGUGUCACUUCAGGAUAAAUAUCAACAUUAAUGGCAGAAGGAUGCAAUGAUAGCAUUUUAAAAAGUUAGGCCUAUACUAAUACUAUUUUGUAAGCUAUUUGAUUCAGAGCACUAUGCUUGUUACACUACAAGAUUGGGUAUUUUGCUAAAUUAUCAGGCGAGGCAGACAACUUUUUGAAACUGGAGUAUCUACAUAAUUCCCUCCAUUCAUACUUCUUACCUUGUUAGCAUAUAGCUGACCUUAGUGUCCAGAUAUGUCAGUAUUAUGCACUUUUCUUGACAGUCCAAAAUGGAUUUUUUUGUCUAAUUGAAGAUUUUAUUAGGAGUUAUAUUACCUUGAGUUAAUUAAUAUUGAAUAUUAAAGUGCAUUCAAAAGUAUGCUGUUCAAUUGCAAAGUAAACAGUCUCAGAAGUAUUUUUUAAGAAUUUAACUUUUUUUAAUUUUUUUUUUUUUUUUUUUUUUUUUUUUUAGUGUGGUGCUGAGGAUUGAACCCAGGACCUCACCCAAGGUAGACAAGCACUCUACCACUGAGCUACAACCCAGCCCUCAAAAAUAUUGACUAGGACAAAAGUAGCUGUUCCUUGUUUAAGAUCCCAGAUUUUUUACGAUUCUCAGAAGUACUUAUCCUCCCUUAUUUUUGCCUGAAAGUGGGAAAAUAAGUUUUAUACUCAUUUUUUGCUUGAUUUAUUGCUCUUGAAAAUUUUAUUUUAUAAGAUGUAUAAGGAUUCAGACUAUAUAUAUAUAUAUAUAUAUAUAUAUAUAUAUAUAUAUAUAUAUACUUUUUUUUAGAGAGAGAGAGAGAAUUUUUUUUAAUAUUUAUUUUUUAGUUUUCGGCAGACACAACGUCUUUGUUUGUAUGUGGUGCUGAGGAUCAAACCCGGGCCGCACGCAUGCCAGGAGAGCGUGCUACCGCUUGAGCCACAUCCCCAGCCCUCAGACAAAAUAUUUUAAGCAAAUAUUUAUAAAAACAAAAAUGAAGGACCACUCAAUCGCAGAUAUUUUGAUGUUGUAGUAUACUGUCUGGAUUUAGACAAGAAAAUACAAAAUUUAUUUAUAUACUGACAUUUUCCAUGAAAAAAGGAAUUAACUUUGAACCACUUUCAAAAUUUUCCAUAUAGACACAAGAAUGUUUUUAGUAACAGCAUUUUUGUCCAAGUAAAUUUCCAAAUUUUCCCAUUUCAAUACAAUAGAAGUGUAGAAAAAAGACUUUUCUGGACAAGGAAAAUGGGUUAGAUGCUUGAUAAAUUUAGCAUUCAAAUUGCAUUUUACAAUCUCCCCAGUACAAGUAAAGAUAGACAAAAUGGAUGAGAAUCAGUUAAGAAUAUAAAAUGACUUUCAACUUUUCUAAUUUUGAAUUUAUUGAUUAAACUUUCUCUCUUAGGACAUUUUGAGCAUACUAUCAAAUAUUUUAUAUGACAUACAUGUCCAUUUUGUUCUGUAAACUGUUCUUAUUACAAAGAGUUACCAAAUGAAGCUGCCUUUCUAGAAGCAUAAAAUUUUUACCACUGAA